Oenanthe melanoleuca is the source of this 4836-nucleotide messenger RNA. It is a transcript of the gene CCDC73, whose product is annotated as coiled-coil domain containing 73. The coding region runs from base 1 to 4836 and encodes 1611 amino acids. The record is from RefSeq and is a predicted model, not a curated record. The transcript has 24 exons. Lineage: Eukaryota; Metazoa; Chordata; Aves; Passeriformes; Muscicapidae.
AUGUGCCUCAGAGGUAAAGAUGAGGAAUACUCUCUUGAAAAGAGGGUGACUGCACCUGAAGGCAUUGCUCAGAAGAGGAAGGUGUAUGCUAAUGAGCAAAUGCAGCAGGAAGAAAUGCAGCCGUGGAUGGGGAGGGAAAGAAAGGUAAGUGUGAGAGCCAUCAGCACUGAGGAGAGGAGCAAAAUAACCCAGAGGCCAGGGCAGAGGGAGAAGCAGCAGCUCAGCAAAGCCAGAAACCAGCAGAGUGAGUUUUCCUUGUGUUUGCAUAAGUUAGCACCUGUAUUGCUUGCAGCUGGAGGAGGCAUGUGGGGGGUGGGAGACCUUCUUUCCCUGGGAAACAGGAGGGUUGCUGUUUUACAUAUGAACGAGGUUUCAAGUUACUUAAUCUCCCAGGGCAGUGAGGAAAGGCGAACACCGUCCCGUGCAGUUGACACAGCACCACCAAAACCGCGAGCAUGGCCGGGAUCUGUCAGACAGAAACUAAUGCGAGUUAACCAAGAGCGACAGCGCAACCCUCGGAGGUACACCGACCCGAACUGGUCCUGCCUGUCUGCGGAGCUCUCGUUGUGUAACACCCGCACAUGUCACCGGGGCCGCUCUCACCGCCUCCUGCGCGAACACAGCCCCGUUCGCCGGCCCAUUGUCGGGGAAAGAGCCCCCGCAGGGUGCCCCAGUCACCCGACGCAGGUGAAAACACCAUCCCCGCCCGAGGCGGGGACGUGCGACAGCCACCCGGGGACAUCGCGGGGCUGCCCCGCCGCUGCCCGGGGCUCUGCCCCCCGGCCCGGCAGCUCCGGGGAGCAGCACCGGCUCCCGGGGAGCGCCCGCGGAAGGAGCAGCAUCGCAUCCCGCUUCCCAGCGCCGCCCUACCUGUCCCGGCGGGAGCCGGGCGGAGCGGCUCGCGGGGCCCGGGGGAACCUCUCCGGGGCUGUGCCGCGGGAUCCGAGUGGAUCGGGAGCUCGACAGCCUCUCCGGAGCUGUGCGGUGGGAUCAAGAGCUGGGACAGCCUCUCCCGGGCUGUGCGAUGGGAUCCGAGCAGAUGAGGAGCUGGGACAGCCUCUCCUGGGCUGUGCGUCCCUUCGGAGCUGUGCUAUGGGAUCCGGGCGGAUCAGGUGCUGGGACAGCCUCUCCCGGGCUGUGCGAUGGGAUCCGGGCUGGGACAGUCCCUCCGGAGCUGUGCUAUGGGAUCCGGCGGAUAACAAACUGGAGAAGUUCCCCCAGAGCUGUGCUACGGGAUCAGCGCAGAUCACAAACUGCAGCAGUUCCCCCGGAGCUGUGCUGUGGGAUCCGGGCGCAUCACAAACUGGAGCAGCUCCCCGGAGCUGUGCUAUGGGAUCCGGCGGAUCACAAACUGGAGCAGCUCCCCCGGAGCCGUGCGACAGCGGCGGCUCUUCCUGGAAGGGCGCGGCGCAGUCACGGGGCCGCUCCCCGGCUCCCCCGCCCCGGCUGGGGCCACCCCGGGGCGGGCGCAGAAGCGCCCCCGGAGCCUGGGCAAGGAGCGGUCAUGGGGCAGCAGUGCUCGGGCUCUACCUGGGCUUUGUUUCCAGACACCUGCCUGACCUCUCAGCCCCGCCCGGGCCCCGCUGCGGCAAAGAAGCUCAAAGAAUGGAUGAAGACUUUAAAGCACAGGCAUUUGACUCUACCCUUCCAAGUCCAUCAGAGACUUUAAUUUCCAUUCGACUGUUAGAUUUUAAAACAAAUUUAUUGGAGGCCAUAGAAGAGCUGCGGAUAAGAAGGGAAACAGAAACUAAUUAUGAAGACCAAAUAAAUAAAAUUGUUAUAGAGAAACAGGAACUUGAAUGGCAGAAGGAAACUCUGCAGCAUCAGACUGACACACUGCAACAACAAAACAAAGAAGCUAUGGCAGCUUUUAAAAAACAGUUACAGGCAAGGAUGUUUGCCAUGGAAGAAGAAAAGGGAAAAUACCAACUUGCUGUAGAAACAAAGGAAAAAGAAAUUGAUGGACUGAAAGAAACAUUAAAAGCAUUACAGAUUUCAAAAUACACUUUACAAAAGAAACUGAAUGAAAUGGAUCAAAAGUUGCAGAUGCACUUAACAGCAAAAGAGGAGCAUCAUAAGAAGCUGAAUGAAGUUGAGAGGUGCUAUGCUACUAUUGCAUCUCGGUUUGGAGUUGUAAAAUGUGUUCAUGGCAAACUAGAGCACAGUGUGCAGGAAGCCAUACAGCACAAUAAGAAACUAGCAUCAGUGAAUAAAAGACAAGAGACUGAAAUAAAUAAUCUGAAGGAAGAGCUGAAGAAAGUAACUACAGACUUGAUAAGGUCCAAGGUCAACUCUCAGUACAGGGUGGGAGAAGAAAACAUCAAUCUUGCAGUGAAGGAAAAACAGUUUCAAGAACUGCAGCAGAAAAUCAGAAUGGAAACAGCAGUCAGUAAAAAAGUUCAAGAAGAAAACACUCACAUUAAAGAAGAAAAGCUGGAAAUUCUCAGCUCUCUACAGUGUGUGCAGGAGCUGCUUCAGAGAAUAACCCAAGCAAAUGUUAGAAUGGAAAGUGAAUUAAAUGCACUGAAAGAAGACUAUCAGGCCCUUGAAAGAGAUAAUGAGCUGCAAAGGGAGAAGGCAAAGGAAAAUGAAGAAAAGUUCCUUAAUCUUCAGAAUGAGCACGAGAAGGCACUGAAAACUUGGAAAAAUGAUGAGGAAAACAUGAGAAGAGAAAUACAGACUAUUAAAAAUGAGCUGAAUUCCCUUAAAGGACUUCACAGACAUCUUGAAGAUUAUCAUCCUCCCCAGGGAAAUCAGCAUUCUGAGCAAGUGGAAAAUCUGCAGGUAAAUUCACUAGCUCAGCCCAUACCAACAAAUGUGGGUGGUCAAGAACACUCAAAAGACAGUGAAAUACAGGCUAUUCAGAAAGAAAAUGAGUUUUUGCAGUCUGGAAUAAGUAAAUAUGGUAAUUGUGGAAAUGAAGAAGAAACUGAAGUAGAAACCACAAGGGACAAGUCUUCAAGCACUGAGGAAUUAAAGACAGAACAAAAUCCACAAGUUCUUGAGAACAGUUCUAAGGAUGAAAUUAAUGUUGCUAGCCCUCGUGAAUUAAAGCCAAGGGAGGCUUCUCCCAGGAACACCCUCUGCACAGAUACCGAUUUAAUUACCCAAGGACACAGCUCAGAAAUGCACGUCACUGGAGGCAGAGAGGCAGAAGAUGCAGGAACAGCACACAGAACGUUACCAGAUGACAACAAUGCAAAUUUAGAUCAAAAGCCACGGGACAGCACUGAGCCUUUGGCAGCACAGCACACACAAACAAGGAAGAACUUUUUAGGCAGUGCUGAGAGGAAAAGUGUAGGUGCUGAUAGGAAAAAUGGGAGUCAGGAGACCAACACUAGCAAGGAACUGUGUGAUACUGCAGAUGAAUCAGCUUGUGCCAAGGCAGAUGCAAACUCAGACAGCAGACAGCACAACAGAAGUGUCCUCACACCUGAAGCUGUUCCUUCCACUGAGAAGAGUGCUCUGCAUGGGAGAAGUACAGACAGCCACCAAGCUAAGCAGUUAAGUUUUGGCAUCCUACAUUACACUAAGGAGAAUUCUCAAGGAGAAUACCAAAAAUGUAGCUUGCUGAAUAGUGACAAUUCUGUAGGCAGUGAAUUACAUAAAGCAGAAAAAACCUUAAAUCUGAGUGGUUUACAUAGAGAUAAACUUCCUCUGGAACAGACCCAAGUGGAUGCUGAAGGCAGAAAUGAUGGCAAUGCCAGAAAUAUGAACAACACUGGUGUUCUGGCAAUUGAUGCUCAACAUCCACCAACUGUUUGUUGUGAUAAUGCAAGUGGUGAUGCUGCUGCUGCAAAGGAAUGCAGAGAAAAUAAAUCUCUCUUAGGUACUUUUAAUUUAUGCUCCCUAAAAACUGAGAGAGGAAUAAAUGCAGACAUGCACAGCAAGCAACCUGAACAAGGCAGUGCUAAACAGACAGGGAAUGCUGCAAAUACAUGGACUUCAAAUGCUGAAGCCAAAUCUCCAGUAAAGGCUGAUGGUCUCAAAAUUGCUCACAAAAACCCCCCAACAGAUAGGGCAUGUACAGAUAAACUAAUUCUAUGUACAAAUGUAAACAAUGGUACUCAGAUACACUCCAUCAAAACUGGACAUUCCUUGGAGAUUGACACAUCAACAAAUAACACACUGUUAAAAGAGAAAGACUCUCAGAGUAGUACAGUUCCAGGAAUGAAGCUUGCUGAGGGUCACUUGAAAGAAUCCUCCUCUUUACCCAUGAGAACAUCUGGAAAUUUAGUAAACAUUAGUUUAAGGUCAUCCUUUGAUCUUUCAGCUUCAGAUAAAAAAGCUGAGAAAUCUCCACUAUACUUGAAUUUUUUAGCUCUCAGUUCUUGUUCAAGAGUAAAUCAAGUGAGAGGUCAAGCUGCAUGGACUUCAGCUUCCAAGGAGCCUUCCCUUUUGAAAGACAAACCAGCACUGGAAAACACAAACAUUAUUUCAAAGACACAGAGUCAAAAUCUCAGUGAAAAUGUGGACAGUGGAGAAUCAGGAAAAGGUUCUAGCAGUCUGAGCAGAGCUGCCAACACUUUGAAUACCUCUAGUAUCCACCAAAAGCCCCAGGGAGAGCCUAGUGAAGAAUGGAAUGCUACAGCAAAGGCUUUUUAUGAUUCUUCUUUUCCCACAGAACAUGUUAAAGAAGGACUUGCUGCUUUCCAGAACAAACAGAAGUCUCCUCACAUGACUGUCACUCCAGCAAGAAGUGAAAAAGCACUCAAAGAUGAGGACAGCUGCUCUCUUCAGGACUCCAUUAUACAAAACCAAACAGGAGGAAUUGAGAAAUUGCUGAAUUUUGAGAGACUUCAUCCAGCAAGGAAGAGAAAAUAUGAAGGGCAGUGA